Molecule: messenger RNA, 1590 nt
Organism: Quercus robur (English oak)
Lineage: Eukaryota; Viridiplantae; Streptophyta; Magnoliopsida; Fagales; Fagaceae
Exons: 1
Coding region: 393-917 (174 amino acids)
Source: RefSeq, a predicted model, not a curated record
AACACGUAUUAUAACUGGCAAACCAUCUUACCCAUCUGAUAUCAAACACGUAACCACUGCUUGUAUGAUUGAUUAAAUUUAAACUAAACAUCUUGAUCUUCUGGUACAUAACUUCCUUUCAAAAUAAAUAAAUAAUUAGCGUUACGGUUGCUGCUAUGUGUUCCCCCCGGCUCCUGAAUCCUGAUCCUGAGGCGAAGAAAUCAAAUAUUUCAAACUAUUUCUCUCAGAAACUUCAAAUUCAAAUCCAAGUCCCAAUCUUUUCAACUGGGUUUUCUCCUUUUUCUUCUCUAAUCCCAUUUUCCUUCAUCAAAUUUAUACUAGUAAGUAGUACUCCUUUCAACUGUGUGGUCGUUUCUUGAAGUUUUGCUGUAUAUUUGGACAAACAAAAGUUGAUGUCUUUGUCUGAUAAAGAGAUCGCCAAUGUUGGUGGCAGUGGUGGUGCUGCUGCUGAUGAUGAUGAUGACAACAACAGAGUUGGUGGUGGGGUCCACGCCAGUGAUGUUGUUGACGAUGAUGACAAUGGAAAGAAGCAAAGAGGGUAUGGAUAUGGAUGUGGUAUUGGGUGUACGAGAAGUUUUGCUAAAGCAAGGCAAGCGGUCCUUAAUCCAUUUACAAAAGCCAAGAAACAAUUCCUCAGAAGAAAGAACAAAAGGACUUCUUCUUCAUCUUCUGGGUCUACUGGUGCCAGGAUUUCAGGUAAGAGGUUUGGUUGUCUUAAUAAUGGUGGUAAAGGUUGUUGCUUUUGUUUAAGGCAACCUCAGACUUUGGAAUCAAAUUCUGGGUCUCGUACAAGUGACCCAAAUGACCCAAAUUUCACCUAUGACAUGCUGAAAGCUUUCAUAGAGAAUAAUGAUUUCUAUUCCAAAGAAUGCAAUCCCCACUUUGAUUUUGAUCUCUUCUCACAUGCUACUGAGUGAAGGACUUGUGUGAAAUUGAUUCCUCCUUUAUCAUUAUGUUCCUGUUGUUUGGUAGUGAUCGCUGAGAAUGUUAUCAAUAAUUGAAGGGGUUACAGAACAUACAGAUUAAGGACAAGGAUGGCUGGGUUAUAAUGCAAUUCUAGGCAUUUUCAUAUGAAAUUAUGAAUUGCCUAUGGAAGAGUUUGGGGCACUUUCUCAUGUUCUGUGUGAGAAUGAGGAAGUAUGACAGUAUGUCCUAGAUGUUUCAGUCAUUUUCCAUGUUAGCUUCCAAAAGUAUGCAACUAUAAGCUGGGGAUGCAUUUGCACGAAUUGUGAGAACCGGGAUUAUAUCCAUCCAAUUGUCAUUUUGGUUUAGAAAUUUGGAUGCAAUUUUUGUUAUCCUACGAGUCAUUAGUCAACUCAUAUCAUCCCUUAUUGCUCCUUGAAGAAAUUUAAUUCUUUAUUGAACAUGUUAGUAAGUUGUUACAUUCAGUGCAAAGUAAAGGUGUAAGUAGAUGCUGUAUAGUAAGAAUCAAUAUGUUUUUUUUGAGGAAGAGUACAUUGAUCCAUUGCCGGAGUGGAACAGGUUGUUGAAACCAUUGAAUUCUUAUAAUUUGUAUAUCAUUCUUUUUGAUGGGGAUGUGGAGAUGGAUUGCAAAUUAAUGAGAACAAAUUCAGAUCAGUUAAUAUUUGA